Messenger RNA from Cadophora gregata, 2955 nucleotides. RefSeq lists its product as uncharacterized. The transcript has a single exon. The record is from RefSeq and is a predicted model, not a curated record. Lineage: Eukaryota; Fungi; Ascomycota; Leotiomycetes; Helotiales; Ploettnerulaceae. The coding region runs from base 169 to 2910 and encodes 913 amino acids.
AUAUAAUAGUUUUAAGGAUAGACGUUUACACUAAAAUUAUUCGACUCUCAAUGUCCGCACAUCAGACCUUAGCUAUAAUUCGGGUAACAAGUCUCUUAAUCUCUUAACUCUCACAUCUUUCACUUCGACCUCCACACACAUCCCGUUUUCCUCGUCUGUAACGCAAAGAUGGCACCUUCACUGAAGAGUGCGAGUACCGUUAUACUCCUGGCAAUCCCCUCCAUUGUCACCGCUACUGGUCCAACCUGCACCCUCAAGGAUCUCGCUCCUGCAGGUUCGACAUGCGGUACUUAUGGCGUUAUCACCAAGUUUGAAUACUUCAUUGAAGAUCUCUACGACGCUCAGUACACCUCCGUCCUCUCCUGUGCUUCCGAGUGUGCGAAACGGAGCAACUGCAAGUCCUUCAACAUUCGUACAGAGCAGGACGCCUUUUGUGAGUUGCAAUCGGCAACGCAAAAGCAGGCGGGCUUCGUUCCAGACAAUGUGGCCAAUCGAUCGGCCAGCAGCUAUCAAGGUUUCGAUCUUUUUUGCUUUGAUUCUGUGAACGAUCCUUCGCAAGGACAGUCUUCCGAUUUUUCGUCUUCAAGCACUGAUACUUCAACCGGAUCUCAAAUAUCAAGCCAAGGAACGACUUCGUCGAGCUCCAGUACUCAGGGCACGACAUCUACCACAUUUUCCUCGAAUGGUAUUGCUCAAAGAACAACAUCUUCCACCACCCUCACCAGCUCAUCGAGCUCUUCAGCUUCUCCAACAACUACACCAUACGUCUGUAAUGAGGAUAAUUGCUACCGAGCUCUCCUUCGUUUCGGCGAUCAAGCAAAGGGGUUUUGCUCCGGAUACACCACAGUCACAAACGCUGAGACAGCCAGUGUCCCUGCCUACUUGGACAACUGCUCCAGCAAACCAGCUAUGAUCAGCUCGGGGUGUUCGUGUCUUGCGACUUGGAUCUCUCCUGAUCCGGAGCCUACUCUGCCCAACUCCGCUGAAAGUCUGACUUCUGCGACUGGAUAUCAAUCGUCUGUCAUCUCCUCACCAACUUCUGCAAUGUCAGACUCUGCUUCAAGCUCUGUAUCCUCACCCUCGGCCACGACAACAACAGGCUCUUUCUCUAGCAUCGCUGGCAACUCUACAACCGGAAUAUCUCAGUCCACCAUCGCAUCGGUUUCGUCUACAAUAACCGCUUCGCCUAGCCACACUCAGGACAACAGAAAUGCUAAUUCCACAUCCGCGUUCUCAUCGGCCUCGACUCAAGAUGCCAAUACCACUGUACCGUUGAGCUCCAUUUGGGUCUCGACGACUCCCGACGUUUCCCCCGUAACUCCCACGACACCAUCAUCUGAUCCAUCGACAAGCACUUUGAUCCGCGAACUUGCAGUCCCUACGACAACAACCAAGUCGGUGACCGAAUUCAUGAUCUCAACCGUCUACGCCACAUCUGUUCACACUUUCAAAGAAUGUCCUCCAACGGAGAAAACCUGCCACGUCGGUCUCGUUACCACAACCUUGGUUUCUGUCACAACAACUCUCGCUCCGAUCAUCAAAGUUGUCGUACCCACACCAACAAUCGACUUCAUCCCACCUGGAUACGCUGUAGAGCCUAUCUACAAGGUCCACGUGGAUAUCGUUAACAUCCCAUGCCCACCAGCUGUCUACGACUGCCCUGUCGAACAGAUCAUUACCAGAACCAUCGAGGCUGGUUCGGCGGUUUGCCCUUGCCCAACUAGCGACGCUCAAGUCUACUACGAGGAGCAUCGGGAAAUAGUUUGCUACCAAGCUCAAGUUCCAGGUCCAGCUCCAGAAGUCAAUGCCGCUGCUCUGCCUAUGUACGAGGCCAGUCAAGAACUUGGAGCCGUUCCAAUGCCAGUCGAAGCGCGUCCAGCACCGCCGGCCAUGACUCCCCCGUCCAUGGUAACCAUCACCUCAAUUGACAAGACGAGCACCAAGACGAUGACUUAUCCAAUUGAUCAGCUCCCUCCUCCUCCUUGCGGUCUGAGUCUCGAUGCAUUCGACCACAAGGAAGAGGCGUACUGGGCAUACUGUCCUGAUUACAGCUCAACGACAGCACCAAUGCCCCAGCCUGGCAAUCCUACACCGGUGAACAUGGACAAACUCACAAUGGUAACGAUUACGUCCAAGGACAAAACGAGCACCAAGACAAUGACCUACCACAUCGACAAUCUGCCACCUCCACCUUGCGGUCUCAGACUUGACGCUUUCGACUACAAAGAGGAAGCGUAUUGGGCCGAAUGUCCAGACUACACUUCCACCACAACGCCUAUGCCCAAGCCCACCGCGGUCAACAAAUCCCCAUCCUUCGUCACGGUCACAUCCUCUGACAAGUCCUCCACUAAAACAAUGACCUACCCCAUCGACAACCUCCCCCCACCCCCCUGCGGCCUCAGCCUCGACGCCUUCGACCACAAAGAAGAAGCAUACUGGGCCCACUGCCCCGACUACACUUCCCCAACUCCAUCCCCCGAAACUCCCACCUCCACCAUCUCCCUCAUAACCCUAACCCUCACCGACGCAAGCACAACCCGCACCAUAACCACAACCCCCAACCCCGCAUUCGAUUACCACGAAGAAGCCUUCUGGACCCAUCCCUCCAGCCCACGCGGCUCUCCAUGGUCCCUUCCUCCACCAGGUACCGACACUCCCUCAGUAGUGAAGAUGGCGACGACGGGGCCGGCAUGGUGGACUUUACCGCCUGUUGCGACGGCCGGGUUGGGAAGUGAGAAGAAGCCGAUGGUUAGUGGUAGCCCGCUGCCAUUACCGCCGAGUGUCGAAAAGGUGUCGAUGAAGGAGGGGAAGAACAAGAAGAAGAAGUCGGCUGGUAAUGGGUUGGGUGCUGCUGGGAACUUGAGUCUCAUGUUGGCGGCUGUUGCGAGUGUGGUUGUUUAUCUCUUGUGAUGAGAGAUACUAGAUUGAUAAACCUCGCUUACUGUCCCAUUUCCU